Messenger RNA from Chondrus crispus (carragheen), 1911 nucleotides. Its product is annotated as ATP citrate lyase. Gene Ontology annotation, cellular component: cytosol. Gene Ontology annotation, biological process: fatty acid biosynthetic process; tricarboxylic acid cycle; acetyl-CoA biosynthetic process. Gene Ontology annotation, molecular function: ATP citrate synthase activity. The transcript has a single exon. The record is from RefSeq and is a predicted model, not a curated record. NCBI's taxonomy places the organism in Eukaryota, Rhodophyta, Florideophyceae, Gigartinales, Gigartinaceae. The coding region runs from base 1 to 1911 and encodes 636 amino acids.
AUGGUAGCAUCUACGAUGAUGUCGACUUCUGCAGCUGCGGAAGCUGGUGCCCUUUUUUCUCGCAAAACCACAGCAAUUUUUUACAACUACAAGAAGAAUCCGAUCCAGCGUAUGCUUGAUUUCGACUUUAUCUGUGCACGAGCCGAGCCCAGUGUAGCAGCGAUCGUAUCACCUGGUGCGACACCAGGAGGAUUUCAGAAAGCCUUCUUCGGGAAGGAAGAGGUCGCCAUUCCGGUCUAUGGUUCUACAGAGGCUGCUGCCGCCGCCCAUCCGAGCUCCGACGUCUUUAUCAACUUUGCGAGUUACCGUUCCGCAUAUUCCAGCUCGUACGUCGCGCUCAAACAACCGUCCAUCCGCACCAUUGCAAUUAUCGCCGAAGGAGUUCCAGAGAGGGACACCAAGAAACUGAUCACCUACGCCAACCGCAACUCCAAGGUAAUUAUAGGACCGGCAACUGUUGGUGGUGUUCAGGCCGGUGCCUUCAAGAUUGGUGACACCGCGGGAACCGUAGAGAAUAUCAUCACAUGCAAAUUACAUCGCCCGGGGAGCGUUGGCUUCGUUUCAAAGUCAGGCGGGCUCAGCAAUGAGAUGUACAACGUGCUUGCUCGCGUCACGGAUGGCCUUUACGAGGGGAUCGCUGUUGGCGGUGAUGCGUAUGCUGGAUCGGGUUUGGCAGAUCACGUCCUGCGCUAUCAGAGUAUGGACGAAGUUAAACUUGUCGUCUUGCUUGGCGAACUAGGAGGUAGUGAUGAAUACGGAGUCGUCGAAGGACUCAAAGAUGGGAGGAUCAAAAAACCUGUUGUGGCUUGGGUUAGUGGAACUUGCGCGAAUUGGUUUAAUGCCGCGGAAGUGCAGUUUGGGCAUGCCGGAGCCAAGUCUGGCGGUGAAGACGAGGGGGCCGAGGCGAAGAACAACGCGCUACGAGAUGCUGGGGCGCAUGUUCCGGAAAACUUCGAUGGCUUUGCCGACUUGAUAGCCUCCGUUUACCAAGACAUGGUGAAGGACGGUUCACUAAAGCCCGCCGAGGAUGUGGAGCCACCGAAUCUGCCUCAGGAUCUUGCAUCGGCAAUCAAGGCUGGAGAGGUCCGCAAAACUACUAACAUCGUGUGCACAAUCUCCAAUGAUAUGGGCGAAGAACCGACAUACGUUGGAAUUCCAAUCUCAGAGAUUAUGAAGGAUUAUACAAUGGGAGAUGUCAUCUCCUUGCUGUGGUUCAAAACGCUAUUCCCCAAGUGGGCGACGAAAUUCAUAGAACUCGUUCUUGUGACUGCCGCUGACCAUGGGCCCUGUGUGUCAGGUGCUCACAACACAAUCGUGGCAGCAAGAGCUGGAAAGGACUUGAUCUCCUCUCUGUGCAGUGGUCUCCUGACAAUUGGGCCAAGAUUUGGAGGUGCUGUAGAUGCAGCUGCGAUCAACUUCAAACGUGCGUGCGAUUCUCAAAUUCCUCCAGAUGAGUUUGUGGAGAGUCUGAAGAAGAAGGGGCAAAGAGUUGAAGGGAUCGGGCAUCGUAUCAAAACAGCCGAAAACCGGGACAAACGCGUGGAGCUUCUCGCCAACUACGCGAAGCAGCACUUUCCCGAAAUGGGGACUUUCCUCUACGCCAAAAAAGUGGAAGAAUACACGCUACAGAAGGCGAACAACUUGGUGCUCAAUAUUGACGGUGCCAUUGGCUCCUUGUUUGCAGACAUGCUAAAGGGAGUCGGGAAGUAUUCGGAUAGUGAGGUUAUGGAAGUUUUGGAACUGGGAGGCUUGAAUGGUUUGUUUACAUUGAGCCGUAGCAUUGGGUUUAUCGGCCAUGCGCUGGACCAGAAGCGGAUGAAGCAGCCGCUUUAUCGUCAUCCAUGGGAUGACGUGCUGUAUGCGGAACCGGAACGUCCGAGUAGGUUGGCCAAUGGCGAAGACGAAGAAUAG